This is a messenger RNA of Papaver somniferum (opium poppy), 435 nucleotides long. RefSeq names its product ubiquinol oxidase, mitochondrial-like. Gene Ontology annotation, biological process: alternative respiration. The coding region runs from base 1 to 435 and encodes 144 amino acids. The transcript is spliced from 2 exons. The record is from RefSeq and is a predicted model, not a curated record. Gene Ontology annotation, molecular function: alternative oxidase activity. Gene Ontology annotation, cellular component: mitochondrion. NCBI's taxonomy places the organism in Eukaryota, Viridiplantae, Streptophyta, Magnoliopsida, Ranunculales, Papaveraceae.
AUGGUACAGUUAAUUGCGUUGGAAACAGAAUUAUCGUUCCCAGACUCAUCAGUUGCUAUUGAAUUGGGAAUAUAUACCUGCUUGCUACACCUUGAUACAGAGAAGGCAUUACUUGAAGAAGCAGAGAACGGGAGGAUGCAUCUGAUGACUAUUGUGGAGCUUGUGCAGCUCAAAUGGUAUGAGGGUUUUUUGGUUCUCACUGUCGAAGGAGUCUUCUUCAAUGCCUUCUUUGCUAUGUAUCUGCUUUCACCUAUGCUCACUCAUACAAUUACCAGUUGUCUGGAGGAGGAAGCAGUUCAUUCUUACACAAAGUUCUUGAAGGAGAUUGAUAGUGGUAAAAUUGAAAAUGUUCCAGAUCCUGCUAUUGCUAUACUACUGGAGGCUACGCAGCGAUGCAAGUUUAAAAGAUGUCGUAAUUGUGUUCCGAGCAGAUGA